Messenger RNA from Exserohilum turcica Et28A, 411 nucleotides. RefSeq lists its product as uncharacterized. Lineage: Eukaryota; Fungi; Ascomycota; Dothideomycetes; Pleosporales; Pleosporaceae. The coding region runs from base 1 to 411 and encodes 136 amino acids. The record is from RefSeq and is a predicted model, not a curated record. The transcript is spliced from 3 exons.
AUGUGGAAUAGCACUGUAUUGGUUGGUAGUUGGCCGAAUCGCCGUCCCAAACCCUUCCCUUACCGCCGAACCGAUUCGGUCCGAGAAAUCGAGGGCCAUGCGCAUUUUCCCUUGGUUGAUCACAACACGCUCGCAUUGUUGAAUGGCACUCUCGACAGGAUUCUAUUUUCACUUCGGUGUUAUGCCCUGCAUUGGCGACAGACACGACUCAACAAUGACGGGUCGACGAGCUCCAAAUACUCGCGUGCAUUCAAGCACGUAUCCAUAGUGUCUCAGUCCCACGCUCCCCAUAUCAGGCGGGAGAACGCAAAAACUUCUCAGCGUUCUCAUUAUCCAGGAUACGACUACACUACAUCUGCAUACUGCAUGCUACACGGCUGUGACACUACCUAUGAUCAUGGCCGCGGUUAG